AUGUGGCCAGGCAGGCCAACCCCCGCUUCCCGUGGCCGUCGCCACUGAUCGCGAGAUAAGGACACAACGCAUCAAAAAUUGUUGCGUUCUUUGUAUCCUUAAUCUCUACUCUUUAACGUGCCAUUAGUUAUUAAAUUUUAAAAUUUUGAGAAAACUAAUUAUUUUUUGUUAUAAAAUAUUGUUUUUGAAACACUUUUAGCUAUAGCCAUAAAAUUAGUAAACAUUUCUUUUGCUUUUUUGCUAAACAUAACUUUUUACAACCUUGACGAUAGUGUUUUACACUGUUUACUCGGAAACUGCUAACUGGUUUUAUCUUUGAUAAAGAAUCUUUGAAAGAAAAGGUUUUAAACUGUUUUGGAAUGUAAAAUACGGCCCAACACUUUUAACAAUUAUGAAAAAAAAAUUAAAAAAAUUUUUAAAAUUUAAAAAUUUGAAAAAAAAAAAUUAAUUUUAUUUGCAAAAUACGAAUGAGUCAAAAUUCAGACCAAUGAUAACGUAAAUUAAUAAUAAUACAGUAGAAGCCAUGUAUAACAAACAAUUUCAGACUGCCCAGCCAACAACCUAUACGCGGCCAUAGGCGACAAAUCAGCGGCCGAAUCCUCAAAUUGGCUUCGAAUCGACUGGAAAGCCUCGAGCAUUGAAGAGUGUGCUCGGUCCUGUUAUGAAUACAGAUUCUGCUACUCAAUCUUAUUCGAUGAGACCAGUAGGAGACCAUGUACCUUCUUUUUACAUGUCACUGCUCAAUGUGGACAACGAGAGUUGAAGCCGGUCAGUGAGUUGAGCAGCCAGAAGAACGGCCUCAUCGAGUGCUUCCGAUGCGUCGGUGAUGAGGAAGUUGGUAAGGAUGGGUUUUAGGAGGGCAAAAUGUCAAUACCGGGCGAGUUAUUAUAGCCUGGGGAGUAGGAGAUUCAUAUUUACAAUAAGAGGGGGGGGAGGAGAGGGGGGAGAGGGAAAUAGGGAAAUAAAGAGAGGGGGGGGGGGGGGGGAGGAGAGGCUAUAAAUAAUUUUUUUUGAAAAAAUGAAAGAACGGUAAAGUACGUUGAACUAUGUGAACGAGUCCUCCCACCCUCUUUCCUAUAUCUUCCUUGUUUAUCCCUUCUUUAUUCAGCCCAAGGCGUAGUUAUAAAGUUGUUUAACUAAUUCUGUGCCUUCUAGUCCCAAGAAUUUGCUUUGAGAAGGGGCACAGAAUUAUUUGAACUAACUAAAAGUAUAUAAUAAAAAUUGUCAGAAAUUUUGCUAAAAUACGACUGACCAACUUCAAAAUUAAAAAAUUUAUUUUUUCAGGAAAAUCACCAAAAGGCUUAGACUACAUUAAGCGUCAUCAUUCCGGUGGUACUCGUAAGUUUUUAAAAUUUUAAAAUUUUUGAAUUUUUUGUAUAUCAGAUAGACAAUUUUUUAUUUGUAAAAUACGCAUUGCGUUUUCGUUCGCGUUCAGUCUUAAACAACGUUUUCCAGGCCUAGAAUUCCACUCUGAUGCCCCAGCCACCACUCAAGCCCCACGACCUUCUCCACCCAACGGUCCAUCUUAUGCUUCAUGUACUGUAGUCUAUCAAGUACAUGAAGACGUUCAAUCUCUUGGUUGGAGCACUAGCCAUGAAGUUUCUGUUGCUAGGUAAGCACCAUUAUAGACCGGUAAAGUUUUGUAACAGUACUUGUGGCGCACCCUGUAAAUACCGUUAAGUACCAUUUAUUAAAAAUUUCAAAUUUCAGUGUUAGAGAAUGUGGAUUCAUUUGCUACCAAAGUGGCUGUACUAGUGCCAUUUUUGAGCCGAAAAGCUUGGGCGCAGUGUGCAAAAUGGCGUUUAGACAACAUGAAAACUGUGGUGGAGUCAGUCGAUGGGAUUUUAAGUAUCAACAAGGUCAAACUGUUGGUAUUAGCUGCUUCAGAUGUUGUGAGUUAUAAUUUCGUCACAAAAUUUCAUGUUUUAAGCCUAUUUUUCUUAAUUUUAGCCAUUAUAUCUAAUAAAAAAACGUAAUUUUUCUUUAACAUUUCAGCUCCAAAAGGACCCCCACCACAUGUAGGACAAGAGCCAGCAACCACUCCAACUACUACAACAACAAAAAUUGCCGAAUCUAUCGAUGAAAAGCCAAAAACCAAAGAUUCAAAGACGGAACACGCGGAAGAGAAUGGCAGUAAGUUAACCGUUUAUAUUGAAAAGUAUAUCUUAAUAUAUGAAAAAGUAUCUUAUCAUAACAAAAAGUGUCUUAAUGUAUCAAAAAGUAUAUAUUAACAUACCAAAAAGUAUUUUAAUAUAUCAAAAUCGUGUUUUUAAACGGCAAUUUAGACUCAGUUACGUUAAUAUUAGGCUGUUCAAAUAAUUCUGAGCGACUUUCAAAGCAAAUUUUUGAAGUUAAGUGGCAUAUAACUAUUUUAACAACUCAAUAUUAUGAUAGGUGUACAAACAAAAAUUAAAAAAAACAUGUUUUACUUGUUUUAUCCCAAAAAUGUUUGAAGACAAGGCUUUUGAAAAGGCUGUUUUUGAUAUUAUCAUUGGUUUUUUACAACAAAAACAUCAAUUUUAUACUUUUAGCGGUAUAACAUAACAUUUUUGUCCUUAAACUGACCUUUUGCAGCACUAAAGUAGUGUUUUUAUGUCGUAUACCUUAACUUUGGUUCAAUAAGCCUAACAUAAUCUUAAAACUAUUAGGUUCAAAUAAUUUUGUGCUCCUUUUUAAAGAAAAUCUUAAGGGUUUCGUGGAGAGGGGGACAAAAUUUAGUGAACAACCUAAUAAGCCUAAGAUACUCUUUGCAAACCCAAGAGCCUAAUUUCUAAACUUAUAAGCCUACAAUUACUUUUUUUGCAAGCCUAUAAGUCUAAACAUACCCUUUCUAAGCCUAUAAGCCUCAUAUUCUUUUUUUCGAACCCAUACAACUAAUAUACUCUUUCUGAACCCAUAAGCCUAAUACACCUCUCCUAAACCAUUUUACAUAACAAGCCAGUAAUACUCUUCCCAGCCCCACAAUCCUAUUUUACAAUACCUAAACCCAUCUAGUUGUAGAUUGCGUAGUAAGUUACCAAGCCGACUUCAUGUCCGAACGUCCAUCCUCUUUCAACGGCGACUUCAACGUCUCAAUCACGACCGAAUCUGCCGAUGAAUGUGCCCAACUUUGCUAUCAAAAUGGUUGUACUGGCGCUGCCUAUACGGUCGGAUCAAAGGAAUGUAAGAUGGGUAUAGCUGACAGUCAUUUCUGCGCUGAUGGAGGUGUCAUUACCCAUUAUGUGCCUGAAUCUGAGGAUGAAGAAGUUUGGAUUCAUUGCUUUGCUUGUCGUAAGUUAAAGAAUUGAUUUGUGGCGUAUUUUAGAAUUACAGUACUAGUUAGUAUCAAUAUGGUGCUUUACGGUACAAUAUUUUGUUAUUAUAGUAUUAAUAUAAAAUGUUAUCGUAUAUGAUAGUACCAACAAAUAUUUGUCUCAUUUUUUGAAAAUUUGUUUUGAAAGAAGGCGCAGAAUUAAGUGAACGACCUAAAAUCAUUUCAGAGUUCAAGCACAAACAAUUCGCCAAAGAGCAAGUUGGCCUAAACAAGCCUAAGCGCCCAACUCCAGUAGCACGUGAUGAAACUACUGUAGCCCCAACUACAGAAGGCAAAAUCCCAGAAGCAGAAGAAAACAACGAUGUGACAACAGCCCCUUCUGAAGUUACUGAAAAGAUCGAAGCUACGACCCCUUCUGAUGCUGCUACAAGCUCUGUCGAUACUGAGAAACGCAGCACCGUGAUCGCUUCCGACACCACCGUAGCUGAAGCCAAAGAGACUACUGUGGCUGCUACUGAAGCCGAGACUAAAGAAACUACGGUAGCUGCUGUUGAGACUACGGUAGAAGUGACGACAGUAGCUGCGGUUGAGGAAACUACUGUAGUACCUACUACAGUCGCUUUAGUAGAAGAAACUACGGUCGUACAUACAACUGUAGCGGCUGAAGAGACUACUGUAGUACCUACCACCGUAACGACAGCUGAAGAAACUACAGUAGUACCUACAACUACAAUACCAGAAGUUACUACCGUUGCUGAAGCUACAGAAGCUACUACUGUUGCCGAAAACAACGACGAAACUACUGUAGCCACAGAGAAGGCCGAAGAAACUACUGUAGCCCAAAAUACAGCUGAGCCAGUUUCAGCCGGUCCAGUGCCAGAAAGCGAAACCGAAGAGCCAGCUAAAUCUACAGGAGCUGAAACUACGGUAGAAGCAGUCACUAUCACAGCUGGAACUGCCAACGAAGGACAAACUGAAUCAACCGUAGCCCCAACUACUGAAAUGCCAACUACCGUAGCCGCUGAAACAACUGUCGAAGCCGUUACCGUAACAGCUGGAAAUGCCAAUGAAGGCCAAACAGAAACUACGCCCGCUCCAACAACUGUAGCUGAAUCAAAUGAUGAAACUACCGUUGAAGUCGUUACGGCAACCGCUGGAACAGCCAACGAAGGUCAGACUGAAUCUCCUGCUCCAGUCAUCACAGAAGCCCCAACUACCGUCGUUGCUGAAACCACGGUUGAAGCUGUCACAAUAACUGCCGGUAACGCUAACGAAGGCCUAACUGAAACUACUGUAGCCCCAACCACUGAAGCUCAACAGACUACGGUAGCUGCUACAGAAGCAGUUAAAACCACCGUCGCAGCUGUGACCGUAGAAGCCGGUACAGCUAAUGAAGGUCAGACUGAAUCCACGGCCGCUCCAACUACAGAAAUCCCAACUACUGUAGCAGCUGAAACCACGGUAGAAGACGUUACGGUAACAGCUGGAAAAGCCAACGAAGGACAAACUGAAACUACAGUAGCGCCAACCACUGUAGCUGAAUCUAACGAUGAAACUACAGUUGAGAAUGUAGCAACAACUUCUGGACCAACUGAAGCUGUACCGUCCGUUACAGUAACUGCAGGUAACGCUAAUGAAGGUCAGACCGAAACAACUGUAGUACCAACUGAGGCAGCUGUACAAACUACGGUAGCUGCUAUGGAGGCUGCUGAAACUACAGUAGAAGCGGUUACUGUUGAAGCUGGAACUGCUAAUGAAGGCCAGACUGAAACCACUGUAGCUCCGACAACUGAAGCUGGACAAACUACUGUGGCUCUUACCGAAGCCGCAGAAACUACCGUACAAGGUGUUACAAUCACAGCUGGUACAGCUAACGAAGGCCAGACUGAAACAACGGCUGCUCCAACUACAGUAGCUGAAUCUCACGAUGACACUACAGUUGAAGCAAUCACCGUAACAGCUGGCAAUGCCAAUGAAGGCCAGACAGAAACCACUGUAGCCCCAACCACUGAAGUUCCAAUCGCUGCUGAAACAACCGUGGAAGAGGUUACAGUAACUGCGGGUAACGCUAAUGAAAGCCAAAAAGAAACUACAGUAGCCCCAACAACUGAAGCUGAACAGACUACGGUAGCUACCACAGAAGCUGUUGAAACCACCGUCGCAGCUGUUACAGUAGAAGCUGGCACAGCUAACGAAGGGCAGACUGAAUCAACUACAGCUCCAACUACAGAAAUCCCAACUACCGUAGCAGCUGAAACGACCGUUGAAGCCGUUACAGUAACUGCAGGUAAUGCUAAUGAAGGCCAAACUGAAACAACGGUCGCUCCAAACACUGUAGCCGAAUCUAAUGACGAGACCACAGCCCAAGCUACUACUGCCGAAGCUGUACCAGUUACAGCUGGCUCAGCCAACGAAGGACAAACUGAAACCACUGUCGCACCAACUACUGAAUCCGCUACAACUGUAGAAGCCGAAGCUACGACAGAAAAGGUAGUAGUAAUUACAACUUCUGAGCCUGACGCUGAAAAAGUUACCGUAGCUCCAGUGAACCAACAGGCUAAAGAAGCCACGACAGAAGCCGUUGUGCCAACAACUGAAUUAGCUGAAGCUACUACAGAAGCUAAAGUUGAAGGUACUGAAAAGGUAGAGGUCGCUCAAUCUAAUGAUGAGGCUACUGAAGCUAUGACCGUGAAUGUUCAACGUGAUGAAACUGUAGCUCCCACUGAAGCUGUCGAAACAACCGUAAUUCCAACAAAAGCUGCUGAACCAACAACUGUAGCGGCGACAGAAGCCGUGGAAACCACGGUAGCAGCCGUUACAGUUGAAGCCGAAAAUGCUAAUGAAGGUCAGGCUGAAACUACCGUAGCUCCAACAACUGAAGCUGAACAAACUACUGUAGCUGCUACAGAAGCUGUUGAAAAUACCGUCGCAGCUGUGACCGUAGAAGCCGGAACAGCUAAUGAAGGCCAGACAGAGACCACUGUAACCUCAACGACAGAAGCUCCAACAACAGUAGCCGCUGAAACAACCGUUGAAGCCGUUACAGUAACUGUAAGUAACGCUAACGAAGGUCAGACUGAACCUACUGAAGCUAUACAAACUACAGUGGCUGCUACAGAACCCGCUGAAACUACCGUCGCAGCCGUUACAGUAGAAGCUGGCAACGCUAAUGAAGGCCAAACCAAAACAACGGUCGCUCCAACCACUGUAGCUGCAUCAAACGACGAGACCACAGCCCAGGCUACUACUGUCGAGUCUGUACCAGUGACAGCUGGCUCAGCAAAUGAAGGUCAAACUGAAACCACUGUUGUACCAACUACUGAAGCCCCGACCACACCAGAUGCUAAAACUACAGUUGAAGCCGUGACGAUACCAGCUGGAACAGCUAAUGAAGGCCAGACGGAGACCACCGUCGAAGCCAGUGAAGCUCAAACAACUGUUCUUGCAACAAAAGCCCAAGAGACAACCGAAAUUGUAACUACAACAACAUCAGCACCUUCUACGGUGCCAACUGAUGUUAUGAUCAAUGAAAUCACUGAUAAGAUCGUAACCACAGAAGUUCCUGUGAUUGAAACUACUGUGGCUCAACAACAAGAUGAAGAAAAGGCAACGGAAGCCAAGGUAGAAGAGACUACCGUAGCGGCUACAGAGGCUAAGGCUGAAGAAACCACCGUAGCGGCAACAGAAACCACCGCUGAAGAAACUACAGCAGCAGCUGCAGAAGCCACAACUGAAGCCGCUCAAGCGACCACUGAAGCCAUCGCUGUAACUGAACCUCAAAUCGAAGUCGUCAACAAGGCUACUAAAGCGGCUGAAGUCGUAACUGAAGGAGCUAAAGCUACCGACUCUCUAGAAGUCACAACUGAAGCUGCCAAAGCUACAGAAGCUGCUGAAGCCAAAGACGCUGAAGCCACAACCGUUUCCGAAUUCGAAGCCGUUAACAAACAAGAUGAAGCCGCUGUAGCUUCUGAAUCCCCAGAAGAAGCUACUACUGUCCAGGAUGUUGUAGUUGAGACUACUGAAGCUGUUCAGGUAACUGAAGCUGCUCAGGUAACUGAAGCCGUUAAAGACGUCGAAGCUACAACUGAAGCUUCUGUAGAAGAAAAAACAGAAGCCCUAACAACUGUUGAAGCUUCUGAAACAACUGUAGCCCCAGUAACAGUGCCAGCCGGAACAGCGAACGAAGGAGAAGUGAUCCCUACAGAAGCUACCACAUCAGAAGCCUCAGCCACCACAGCGGCGACUAUUCACGAAGUCACCGCUGGACACGAUGUGAUUGAAGCUAUCAACACGGCAACUCCAGCAGCUGCAGCUGAUACUGAAGCCCCAGUAGUGAAAAUCACUGAAGCUCCAGCUGAAGCGAACGAAGAGGCAUCUGAAGCCGCUGCAACCACUGAAUCUAAAAAAUUAGAAGCUACAACAGCUUUACCCGAAUCCGUAGCUACCGUGCAGUCGGAAAAGCCAGCCGAAGCUGAAGUAGAAUCUCAAGAAGAAGCUAAACCAACAACUGCAGCCGUUGUGGAGGCCGCCGCUCCAGAAGUCACCACUCAAGGUGGUAUUCCAGAAGCCGAGACCACCGUGGAAGAAGGAAUCGCUGCUAAGAUUACAAAGCAAGCCAGCAAAUCUACUGGAACCACAGAAUCUCCAGCCUUCAUUACUGAAGCUCCAGGAGUGACAGAAGCCAGUGUAGAAAAGACUACUGACGCCAGCGUAGAAGUCAUUACAGCCCACAGUGCUGAAGCAACAACAGAAGCUGUUAAAGUUAGUGCUGAAGUCACCACUGAAGCAGUGAAGGCCAACGAUGAAGCCACAACUGAAGCUGCCGUAGAAUCCAAGGUCAGUAAUGAAGUCACAACUCCAGAAGCUGAAACUACAGUGGCUGUUGUUGAGACUACUGUAGUCUCAGUAGAAUCCACUGUAGCUCCAACAACUGAAAAACCAGUAGCAAUCGAAGCUCAUGAAGUUACACAAGCUGUGAUUCAAGAGAACGUUGACGCUGAAGGCACCGUGGCUCCAGUAAAAGAGGCUACUGUAGCUUCUGUUGAAGAUACUGCAGAAAAAGUAACCUCAGCUCCAGUAGAAGCUACUCAAGCCCCAGUAGCCCAAGAAGCCGCUUCAGAAGGCACGUCAGCUUCAGUAGUAGUUACGGAAGUCCAAGAAGCUACAACAGCAUCAGUCGCUUCUGAAUCAACCGCAGCUCCUGUAGCCAAUGAAGCCGCUCCAGAAGCUAAUGAAUUCACACAUGAACCCACCGAAGCUCCAGUAAAAGUAACUGAAGCCCCAGCUGUAGAAGCAACAUCAACAGCUGAAACAACUUCGGAAGCCACGACCACAGUAGCUCCAGAAGUCACAACAGUAGCUCAAAUAGAAACAACAAUAUCAGAAGGUUCUGGCGAAGAAGAAGCAACAGUUUUAGCUACAACAACUUCUGUAGAAUCAGAAGAAAAAGUGACAUCAACAACAACAUCACCUUCAGAAUCAACUACACAAAACGCCGAAUCCACGACGGGAAAUUUGGCUUCAAGCACAUCAUCUCCAGAAGUCACGACGCAUGAAAGGCUGGUUAGACACCGUGAACUUGAUGAACAUAACGAACAAAAACGAUCUGGAGGCUUCUUCUCCUUCUUGAACCGGUUCUUCUGA
This is a messenger RNA of Bursaphelenchus okinawaensis, 8896 nucleotides long. NCBI's taxonomy places the organism in Eukaryota, Metazoa, Nematoda, Chromadorea, Rhabditida, Aphelenchoididae. The record is from the annotation of a GenBank genome assembly.